CUUUGUUGAGCUGGACUUGCAAUAGCAUGCAGUUCGCUAUGGACAAUCCGAAAACUCUGCAUCUCUCACCCACAAACAAUGACAACACCUCAUCCAUACUACCCGCUGUCGCUGGCCAUGGACACAUACGUGGCCCCCACGCAGCACCCGCUGACCCUGGUAUGCACCAUCGGCACGGCGCUCGCACUGGUCCUCCUCCUCUCCUACAUCCUGGUGCUGCGUCCGCUUCCACUGCCGCGCUCCACUAUGCUGACAGCGCAGUGGUUUGUUCUGUGCGGCUCCCUGCACUGUGUUUUUGAGCUCUACUACCUAGCUCAGUUCACAGCGCUGCCGGAAAGCACUGACAUCAUGGCCAGCCUCUGGAAGGAGUAUGCAAAAAGCGACAGCCGGUAUCUCACGCAGUCGUCGAUGGUUGGUGCGCUGGAGUCAGUCACGGUUGUAGUCGUGGGGCCGCUCUGCUGGCUGGUGGUGAUUGGGAUUUGCAGAGACUCGCCUGUGCGCUGGCUUGCGCAGCUGGUGGCAAGCGUGCUCCAUGUGUACUCGGUGGUGCUGUACUUUGCUACAGAGAUCAUUGCCAGCGAGUCAAGCUGCCGGCCGGAGCCACUCUACUACUACGGGUACUUUUAUGCCAUGAACGCCCCCUGGCUGGUGGUCCCGCUGUGGCUGGCCACAAGCGCUGCGAGGGAGAUCCACACAGCCAUGCAUCAGGCAAUGCAGAAGCCUUCACAGUGCAUUGUCGAAAAAAAGAAAAAGGGAUAG
This is a messenger RNA of Linderina pennispora, 759 nucleotides long. RefSeq names its product Emopamil-binding protein. The transcript has a single exon. NCBI's taxonomy places the organism in Eukaryota, Fungi, Kickxellomycota, Kickxellomycetes, Kickxellales, Kickxellaceae. Gene Ontology annotation, biological process: sterol biosynthetic process. Gene Ontology annotation, molecular function: steroid Delta-isomerase activity; C-8 sterol isomerase activity; cholestenol delta-isomerase activity. The record is from RefSeq and is a predicted model, not a curated record. Bases 79 to 759 code for a protein of 226 amino acids. Gene Ontology annotation, cellular component: endoplasmic reticulum; membrane.